Messenger RNA from Lathyrus sativus (Indian pea), 285 nucleotides. The record is from the annotation of a GenBank genome assembly. Lineage: Eukaryota; Viridiplantae; Streptophyta; Magnoliopsida; Fabales; Fabaceae.
AUGCCAGAUGAUAAUAAAAAACGUUUCUGGAGAUAUACUAAUCGGAAGUUUAUCUUGCCGGUUGAAGCACAAGAUUGGGUUGAGACCACAGUUAGAGAUGCAUGGAGAAGAUAUAAGCACAAAAUUAAGAAGAAUCAUUUUUUGAAGUAUUCGAACAUGACUGAGAGACUAAAAAAUCGUCCACUAAAGGUGCCCAUAGCUCAGUUUAAAAGUCUUUGUGAUUAUUGGAGUAAGGAAGCUAUACAAGUAAUCAGUGAAACUAACACUAGAAAUAAGCUCAACUAA